CAUGCAAGGACAAGUCCGAAGGCACCCAAAAGAAGCCUGGAGAACAGAAACAUUCAAAAGAGCCUUCAUCUUUGCAAUGCAUGCAUCUGGCAGUUGUGGCAUGUGGGGACCGGCUGGAAGAGACGCUAAUCAUGCUGAAAUCAGCAGUUCUCUUUAGCAACAGGAGGCUCUGUUUUCACAUUUUUGCUGAGGAUUCCCUUAAGCCUGAAUUUGAGAAGAAGUUAAAGGAAUGGCCCUCCUCAUACACAAAGAAGUUUGAAUACAACAUUUACCCAAUAACCUUCUCAGUAGGAAAUGCUCAGGAAUGGAAAAAGUUAUUCAAACCAUGUGCUGCCCAGCGCCUUUUUCUUCCGGUCAUUUUAAAGGAUGUGGAUUCCCUCCUUUAUGUGGACACCGAUGUUCUCUUCCUGAGGCCCAUCGAUGACAUCUGGCACAUUCUGAAAGAGUUCAACUCAACACAGCUAGCUGCUAUGGCCCCAGAACACGAAAUACCAAAGAUUGGCUGGUAUAGUCGAUUUGCGCGUCACCCUUAUUAUGGGACAACUGGAGUCAAUUCUGGAGUGAUGCUAAUGAAUUUAACACGGAUACGCAACACUCAGUUCAAGAACAGCAUGAUACCAAGUGGUUUGACUUGGGAGGAAAUGUUAUAUCCAUUAUACCAAAAGUACAAAAAUUACAUUACAUGGGGAGAUCAGGAUUUACUAAAUAUAAUUUUUUACUUUAACCCAGAGUGUCUUUAUGUGUUUCCAUGUCAGUGGAACUACCGGCCUGAUCACUGUAUGUAUGGAAGCAACUGUAAAGGUGCAGAAGAAGAAGGUGUCUCUAUUCUGCAUGGAAAUAGAGGUGUCUAUCAUGACGACAAACAGCCUACAUUCAAGGCACUCUAUGAAGUGAUACGUGAUUUUCCAUUUGAAGACAAUCUCUUCCAGUCUUUGUACUACCCUCUGCAGUCUAAGUUUCUGGAUACAGUGCACACUUUAUGUGGGAGAAUUCCACAAGUAUUUUUGAAGCAAAUUGAGAAAACUAUGAAGAAGGUGUAUGAAAAUCGUGUCAUUGUCUACUUGGGUGCCAACCACAGAUACUAAAUGUAGCUAUAUUUUUACGCAGAGUUUUUAAUUCUUGCAUACCUUCUCAUGAACCAUAUAAAUGAAGAGUAUGAACUCCUUUAUUGAAACUCAGAACUAAAAUAUUUUCCUUAUCCAAUUUCCUAAUAACCCCUGAAAUUACAAAAAGAGGAAAUCCUAGAAGUCUACCUAAACUGUCCUUUCUUAGGCCUUUUGUUCUCUUCCUACAUUUACUCUUGGUUGCAGUAGGGAGAGGUGAUGAUUCUCACUUUUAUUUGACGAGUUUAGUUUGGUUAUUUGUUUAAGUACAGCUGUAUUCACUGUAACUUUUUUUGAAGUUGUGCAAAAGCUUGUACUGAUCUUAGGCUUGAUAAAGAAAUUACAGUUAGAGCUAUGUAACAUAGGGAAUAUAAUUCUUGAAAUGAUAGGGCAA
This is a messenger RNA of Haliaeetus leucocephalus (bald eagle), 1497 nucleotides long. It is a transcript of the gene GXYLT2, whose product is annotated as glucoside xylosyltransferase 2. Gene Ontology annotation, biological process: protein O-linked glycosylation via N-acetylgalactosamine. Gene Ontology annotation, molecular function: UDP-xylosyltransferase activity. The record is from RefSeq and is a predicted model, not a curated record. Bases 81 to 1085 code for a protein of 334 amino acids. The transcript is spliced from 7 exons. NCBI's taxonomy places the organism in Eukaryota, Metazoa, Chordata, Aves, Accipitriformes, Accipitridae.